GUUUCACGCUUGCGUAGUACUGUCCCGUGACUCGUUAAGAGUACUGGUCCACGGCAUCCAUCUUUGAAUCUUCCUUUACUUUCGGGUUACCGAGAGCGUGUAUGUCGCGGCGGUAAGCAAAUUCUAAAUCGCAGCUAUGGUGCGUAUGAACGUUCUCAGCGACGCUUUAAAGUCGAUUAACAACGCCGAGAAGCGCGGUAAAAGACAAGUCUUGCUGAGACCAUGCUCCAAAGUUAUCGUCAAAUUCCUGACUGUAAUGAUGAAGCACGGAUACAUCGGGGAGUUUGAAAUCGUUGAUGAUCACCGUAGCGGCAAAGUAGUUGUGAACCUCACCGGCAGGUUGAACAAAUGUGGAGUUAUUUCGCCAAGGUUCGACGUUCCCAUUACGGAUAUUGAAAAAUGGACGAAUAAUCUUCUGCCAAGUCGUCAAUUUGGGUACGUUGUUUUGACGACGAGUGGAGGUAUUAUGGAUCACGAGGAGGCUAGAAGAAAACAUCUUGGUGGAAAAAUUCUAGGAUUUUUCUUCUAAUUAAACAAUAAAAAAGGAAAAAUGUAUCAAUAUUUGAAUAAGAAAAAUUAAAUAUUGAUAUGGA
Messenger RNA from Belonocnema kinseyi, 593 nucleotides. Its product is annotated as 40S ribosomal protein S15Aa. The coding region runs from base 137 to 529 and encodes 130 amino acids. Lineage: Eukaryota; Metazoa; Arthropoda; Insecta; Hymenoptera; Cynipidae. Gene Ontology annotation, biological process: translation. The transcript has 4 exons. Gene Ontology annotation, cellular component: ribosome; cytosolic small ribosomal subunit. The record is from RefSeq and is a predicted model, not a curated record. Gene Ontology annotation, molecular function: structural constituent of ribosome.